Messenger RNA from Ostrinia furnacalis (Asian corn borer), 483 nucleotides. RefSeq lists its product as uncharacterized. NCBI's taxonomy places the organism in Eukaryota, Metazoa, Arthropoda, Insecta, Lepidoptera, Crambidae. The coding region runs from base 117 to 479 and encodes 120 amino acids. The record is from RefSeq and is a predicted model, not a curated record. The transcript has 2 exons.
UCGCACGACGCGCGCAUUGCUCGAUCCCAAAACCGGUUUGCUAAGCGGUCUCGCCCGUGCCGUGCGUCAGUGCAACUAUACCUAUCGUGCUGUUUUGCAUGCGAUGUUGUUUAUAAAUGACUAGCAGCGAAGAUAACGCAGUGGACAGCGAGAUCUUUGAUGUGAAUACAUAUACACAAGAAUAUAGUGAGAUGACAUGUAGCAGGGAGUUAAUGAGUACGAACAUGGAACAAGACGAGGAUAGAUCGUUAAAGAGAAAUCGAGAAAUGGAUAGAAAUGAAAUAUGGACGACAGUUAUGAGAAAAGGCAAACGCUUUGCACGCGUAGCAGGUGACAAUGACUUAGAUCGGGUCCCAGAAGAUAUUAUUGAGGUAUGCGUCAGUUCUGCCACCGAAAAUUUACCGAGACAGUUCAAGUUGGCUAAAAUGCUUAAAUCAAAUAAUAUACAGGAUGUUAUCAAAAUAAAGUACAUACAUUAAUUUA